Messenger RNA from Apis mellifera (honey bee), 1938 nucleotides. RefSeq names its product probable tyrosine-protein phosphatase F54C8.4. The record is from RefSeq and is a predicted model, not a curated record. Gene Ontology annotation, biological process: protein dephosphorylation. The transcript is spliced from 9 exons. Gene Ontology annotation, molecular function: protein tyrosine/serine/threonine phosphatase activity; polynucleotide 5'-phosphatase activity. NCBI's taxonomy places the organism in Eukaryota, Metazoa, Arthropoda, Insecta, Hymenoptera, Apidae. The coding region runs from base 163 to 1434 and encodes 423 amino acids.
AACAACGUUGCGCGCGCGAAAAUCGAGAGAUCGAUCGAUCGUUCUGCGUCGUGAGUGCUAUCGACUACAUUUGUCUGCUGCGUGUGUGUACUGUGUUAGUGAUAUUGCGUUUCGGUGUUGUGCUUUUAAUUUCGCAUUAUAAUAUUUAAAUAAGCGACGAAUAUGCCGAAAUCUAUACCCGAAAGGUGGUUGGAAUAUAAACCCUAUGGUACAGUGAUCAGUGGUACAAAAAUUCUACCGUUCAAAGUGCCAUUGAAAGAGGCAGUGAGUAACAAUUUAGAACCGGAGAAACGGUUUACAACGUCGGUACUGCUUCAAGCGUUUCCACGUUUAAAGUGUAUUAUCGAUUUGACAAACACGAGUCGCUAUUACGACGAAAAGGAAUUCAUAAAUUCUGGUGUUAAAUAUGAAAAAAUUAUGGUUCGUGGGCGGGAAGUUCCCUCCAUGGAUGUGGUAAACAGAUUCUUUAAAACGAUGGAUGAUUUUACGUCAGCUUGUGGCGAAGAUGACAUUGUAGGGGUUCAUUGCACUCACGGUGUAAAUCGUUCCGGAUACCUAAUUUGUAGGUAUCUCGUACAGCAAUUAGGUUGGGAGCUGGAGAAUUGUUUAAAAGCGUUCGAAACGGCCCGUGGAUAUCCCAUCGAUCGUAAAAUCUAUAUAAACGCGUUGCAGAAAGUGCCGCGCGAGAAGAUCGACACGAGCAAAAUCAGCGUGGAUUCGAGGGGUACGGCAGGAUCGGAGGCGGCCAAUAGUAGAAGAGUGAUGCGCGUGUCGUUCAAGUAUCCAGGGGGCAGCCCGUACACGAUGGGUCCGCCAGGUUUCGGAGCAACGAGACGCGGUUUCGCGAAAGACGGUCCAUUUUCACCGGCGCAUUUCGGUUACGCCGGCCCUCCGCCAGGUUUCCGUCCUAUGCCACCUCCGCCCGGCAUGCCACCGGUACCACCGCCACCAGUUCCUCCACCUAUGUACGGGCCGAGGCCGUUCAGGUACGGACCACCACCGCGACCAGCCAUGCGUCCACCGCCACCUAGACCAGGAUUCCCUAUUCCAGGUUUUCCGCCACCACCGCCACCACCGCCACCGCCCUGUCCGUCCAGAACGCCCGCCGGUAUCUUACCCCACGCACCGCCCGCUCGGUUGCCACCGCCAAAAAUGCCUCCGCCUCCUCCCCCGCAAUCCGCCCCGACAAGACCCAUCCUUUUUAAACGAUUGCAACCGCAAAAGAGAAAGUCCCACCUUCGAAACGGGAUUCUCACCUCGGCUAGAAACCCUGUCGAUUUAAUGAGGCAAACGAACAGCCAAACGAGUAGGAUAUUGCCUAAAUUGAUGAAAGAGCAGGAUUUCACGGUAGACACGUUCGAGGAGAAUUUGCUCGCCGUCUCGAGCCAGUCGAACAGGCGGUCGGCCAAAGGGAGAUACAAUCAGACCAAGUGACGACGUGCCAUUUAGGAAGCGUGAUUAUAUAUUUACGAUAUUUACUUAAACGCGCGCCAACAACAUCUCGCGUCCAUCCCUCGCCGAGUUUUAUUAUUCGCCGUUCUUUUCGUCCCCCCUCCUCGUCCUCGUGGCGGAGAGAAACCCACGUGAAACUCGCGUGAUGAAACGAGAACAAAACGGGAUUAACCAAAUUUUCGUUCGAUUGCGGACGAUUGUUUCCUACUUGGGGGGAGAAACGUCGAGAUAAAAAAUAUAAACGAAAAAAAAAUACAAAAAAAGGAAGAAGAAGAAGAAGAAGAAGAAGAAGAAGAAGAGGAAAAAAAAGAUAUCACGACGACGAGUUUCUGCGAAAUGUGAAAAUAUUUGUAUAGUAACGAUCGGUGCCCAUCCCUCCUCCCCCCCUUUUUUCCCCUCCUACGACAUAUGUUCCUUUGACACGCUAUUUUCGAGAUAGAUACGUUCGUCAUUAAUGAAAAUAAAUGCACUUUGUCGAUAAUCUUA